Eufriesea mexicana is the source of this 1461-nucleotide messenger RNA. Its product is annotated as tigger transposable element-derived protein 1-like. The coding region runs from base 1 to 1461 and encodes 486 amino acids. The transcript is spliced from 2 exons. NCBI's taxonomy places the organism in Eukaryota, Metazoa, Arthropoda, Insecta, Hymenoptera, Apidae. Gene Ontology annotation, molecular function: DNA binding. The record is from RefSeq and is a predicted model, not a curated record. Gene Ontology annotation, cellular component: nucleus.
AUGAGUAGAAAAUGCAUUUCUCUCGAGGAGAAAAUCAAAAUCCUGGACAGACUGAAAUCAGGGGAGAAGGUGAUAAUAAUUGCCAAGGAUUUAAAUCUAAACGAGGCGACAAUUCGAACGAUAAAACGAAACGAGGACAGGAUAAGAGCCACGGUGAGGCGGUUUUCCUUGAGGAACAUGAAACUCGGUGGAGAGACCGCGUCAGCGGAUAUGGAGGCAGCUCAGAGGUUUCGGGAACACCUGGCCAAAGUUAUCCAAGAAGGGAAUUACACUGCGGACCAGGUGUACAACGCUGACGAGUUCACGUUAUUUUGGAAGAAAAUGCCGGAACGAACGUACCUUUCGAGGGACGAGGAAUCUGUUUCGGGACUAAAGGCCUCUAAGGACAGAAUCACGCUGCUGUUAUGCUCGAACGCAUCUGGAGACUUGGUCACCAAGCCAAUGUUGAUCAACCGCUCGAUAAACCCACGUGCAAUGAAAGGAAUAGACAAGGCGACUCUACCUGUUUAUUGGCAAGCAGACGACAAGGCGUGGGUUACAGGUGUCAUCUUUAGCGAUUGGUUUUACAAUUGCUUCAUCCCAGAGGUGCAAGACUACUCGAAGAGGAAAGGUAUCGAUUUCAAGGCUUUGUUGCUUAUCAACAACGCGCCAGGACAUCCGACAAAUUUGAGUCACCCCGCUGUUAGAGUGGUUUUCCUACCACCUAACACCACGUCCAUCCUGCAGCCACUGGACCAGGGGAUAAUAAGGACGUUUAAAUCCUAUUAUAUACGAUACUCGUUCGAAUUGAUCUUGGAGAAAAUUGGUCGUAGGCCCAAUUCGGAGACAAUCGCGCAGAUAUGGAAGGAUUUUUCGAUUCUAAACUGCAUCGAGAUCAUUUCGUUGUCUCUGAAGGAGUUGAAACCUUCGAUAUUGAAUGCCUGCUGGGAGAAGAUCUGGCCAGAGGUCGUCAGGGUGAAUUGUUUGGCCUCCACGACGAAGAUGGAUCAUGUCAUGAGCGUUGAUCGAAGUUUAGCAGAAGAUGUCACAGAAUUAAAUAACAGCGACCAAGACCUGGACGAAGAGGAAUUGAUACAACUGGCUGAGUUCGAUUCCACUAGUACCAAUCAGGAAAGUUCAUUGGAAAUUCCCAGUGUGCAAGAUCGACAUUUUAGUUUAAAGACGUUGAACGAGGGAUUGGAGCUGGCUAGAAAACUGGAAGAAUAUUUUACGAAUAACGAUCCAUCGAGAAAUCGUUCUGAUGAAUUUAAGGAAAAAUUACGGAAUUGUUUAGUUCCGUAUGUGGAAUUGAAAAGAAGCUUGGAAAAUAGGAAGAAUGAAUUCAUGGAAAGGAGAGAAGAUACUCGUUUGAAGGAAGAAAACAGCAGGGGCGAAGCAGGUGACUCUUCGAUCUAUGAGAUAACAGAGCCGAGACGUAAGAGAAGAAGAAGCUUAUCUGUGUACAGCAGUGACAGUGAUUAA